Coregonus sp. 'balchen' is the source of this 972-nucleotide messenger RNA. Lineage: Eukaryota; Metazoa; Chordata; Actinopteri; Salmoniformes; Salmonidae. The record is from the annotation of a GenBank genome assembly.
AUGGCCAGUGAGGGAGUUUCAGGUACUGUGUCCGGCAAGACAGGUGAGCUAGUGGGUUGUGUGUCAGGGUCAUGUGACUCUGGGCAGAGGUGUGUAUGUGAGCCAGAUGUGUGUGAGCCUCCAUCUCUGGAGGAGCUGGAGGAGGUGUUACAUUCAGCCCAGAGCUCCUGUAGGCACGGAGACGAGGUGUGGCCCAACCUAUACCUGGGGGAUAUGUGAGUACACCUGCUUUUCCAGUUGUAAUUACACAGACUACACAGACACACACACACGUGCAUGCACGUGCACACACAUAUACCUACACACCACGUAUGUUUGGAUGUGGUGUGUGUGAUGGUGUGUUGUGUGUCUCAGCUACAUGUCUCAUGAUAGGUAUGGGCUGAAUCAGUAUGUUCUGUUGGUGCGUGUGUGUGUGUGAUGAUGUGUGUUUCUCCUAGGUAUAUGUCUCAUGACAAGUAUGAGCUGUGGAGGUUGGGCAUCACUCAUGUCCUGAAUGCAGCCCAUGGUAAGAUGUGUUGCAAAGGCAGUGAUGAUUACUACGGUACCACAGUCAGCUAUUACGGUGUUCCUGCCAAUGACCUACCCACCUUUGACCUCUCACCUUUCUUUUACCCUGCUGCUCAGUUCAUCCACCAGGCAUUAAAGUCAGGAGGUAAGCCACGACCCAUACAGUGAGCUUGUGUGUGUUGUCUGUGUCUGUGUGUGUGUGUGUGUGACUGUGUGCAUGUAAGUGACUGAUGCGUGACUGUGUAUAUGUUAUUCCCUUCCCUAGGCAAGGUGUUAGUGCACUGUGCUGUAGGAGUGAGUCGGUCGGCUGCGUUGGUCCUAGCCUUCCUCAUGAUCCAUCAUCAUCAUCCUCUGCUGGCAGCCGUCCAGCUGGUGCAGCAGAAACGAUGGGUCUUCCCCAACAGAGGAUUCCUAAUGCAGCUUAUAAACCUGGACUACACUCUUCAGAGAGAGAGAAGGGACUGA